AAGUAGUUAAAAUUGGCAAACCUCAGGGACGAAAACAGAAAUUUACUCUUAAAAAAACAUAAUUUGAAGCAAGGGGUUUAAAUAAUUAGGUAGUUAUCAAGUUAAAUAGUGGUUAGAUACUUCCAAAAUUUUGAACAAUAUAUAUAUACACACAUACUACACUGGCAACAGUGUGUGUGAGUUACAACAAGAAAGAUGAUGAUGUCACAUCCUCCCUUCCUAUCACCCACAAUCUCUUCAGUUUCAUCCUCCGAUUUCGAUACCGAGUCAACCGGGUCGUUUUUCCACGAUCGUAGCAUCACCUUAGGAGCUUUAAUGGGCGUGACGACGUCGUUUCCCACCCUCACAUUCAGAACCCCUCCUCGUCGUCAAAACGGGUCACCCGCUAUAACACUAGGAUCAAUUUCAAAUAAUAGAAAUGUUGUCCGGCGGAGGAGGAGUGGCGUGGACACGACAACAGGUAUUAUGGUGGAGCGGCGGCGGAAGAGGGUUAGAAAAAGGAGCUGGUGGUGGUUGUGCAGUGGAGAGGCUUCAAAGCCUUCUUCACUCCGUGAGUUUCUAGAGAUUGAGCGGAGGUUUGGGGCGGAUGCACUGUUUAGUGAUGCACUGAUGGAUGUCAACUUUAGUGAUCAUCGCCGGAAUGGUGGUCGGAUGUUGUUUGCUAAUGGAAGAGUUUUACCGCCAUCACAUGUCUCCGAUGUUAAUGAAGGGACCCCGUCUAUGUGUUCACUUUGUCGGUUUCCAGUUCUGUUUACCGCAAUCUGUGGGGGUGGCAGCGGUGGUGUACAAUAGUCAAUAUAACUGUAAUCUUUAGUAAUUGGGAAUUUGGGAUACCAUUUUCAACCAAUUGUAUGUAAAUAUGACGGUCCGGACAUCAAGUUUGGUUAAUAAAAUGACUGAUUCCAAUUGUAAUCUUAUCCAGUUUAUUAGAGAGAGUUGACUAGUUGACUAUAUUGACUUCCAUGUAAGUUUUUCUGUUACACACUGUUAAGAGUUAGUUAUGAUGUAUGUAGAUGUAUAUAGCCUAUAUAUAUAUAGAUGGUAUAGACUCACUUUGUACUUAACACAAAAUAAUGAAAAUCUAGUCUCUCUCUCUCUCUC
Molecule: messenger RNA, 1101 nt
Organism: Helianthus annuus (common sunflower)
Lineage: Eukaryota; Viridiplantae; Streptophyta; Magnoliopsida; Asterales; Asteraceae
Exons: 1
Coding region: 196-792 (198 amino acids)
Source: RefSeq, a predicted model, not a curated record